AUGAAACUUAGCAUUGCAAAUCCAGAAAGAACCACACAAAAGGUUAUAGAGAUCGAGCAUAACGUAGAAUCCGCUUUAUACGAGAAGAGAAUUAUGGACGUCAUUGAGGGCGAAAUAAUUGCUCCAGAGUGGAAAGGAUUCCUCUUGCAGUUAACAGGAGGAACCGACAAACAAGGAUUCCCAAUGAAGCCCGGAGUUAUGACACCAGACAGAGUAAGACUUCUGCUUAAGAAGAACGACGUUGGGUUCAGAUGCACUGAGAGAGGCCUUAGAAGAAGAAAGAGCGUCAGAGGAGAUGUGGUCUCUGAGCACAUUGGUGUGCUGAACUUGAAAGUAGUCAAGGAGGGCGAGCACGUCUUUGAGGGAUUCAACGAUGUAAUCAACCCACUGACCAGAGGGCCAAAGAGAGCUUCAAAGAUCAGAAAGCUCUUUGGACUUAGCAGCGAUGUAAUGAACUUGGAAGAUUACGUCAUUCCUCACGUAAAGACCACAAAGAGCGGUGAAACAAAGAUCGUAAAGCCAAAGAUCCAGAGACUAAUCACUGAGCAGCGCGUGCAGAGAUGGCAAAACAGAAUUGCUGAGAGAAUUGAGAGACAGAAGCUUGCAAGAGAGAAGAAGGCUAAGUACUUCGCCAUGAUGAAGGAAAGAGGACUACUCACCAGCAGAAGUGAGGGAUUCAAGACCAGGAGAACAUCCGCAUAA
Messenger RNA from Nematocida ausubeli, 702 nucleotides. RefSeq lists its product as uncharacterized. Lineage: Eukaryota; Fungi; Microsporidia. The transcript has a single exon. Gene Ontology annotation, molecular function: structural constituent of ribosome. Gene Ontology annotation, cellular component: ribosome. Gene Ontology annotation, biological process: translation. Bases 1 to 702 code for a protein of 233 amino acids. The record is from RefSeq and is a predicted model, not a curated record.